CAAACGCACGCGACCGCAUUAAGGAUGAGGAACCCGACGGGGCGGACAAAACCACACACAUCUGUUUAAUCAUGGAGAUGUAAAAAGACAAAACAAAAACAAAAAAAGACAAACAGGGCGAGAUAUUUUUUUCAAUCUUUGAUUGGAGAGAGUUUGAUAUGUUGUCAGAUUUUUUUUAAAUCUCUGACUGGGUAGAGGUUUAAGCACAGAAACAAUGAGUGCUGCACCAGGGUUAUCAACUUUGUUGCUGCUUUUCGUUGCUCUUGUAUGUAAUGCACCAGUAGCGACUCUGGGAACAACAACAGUUGUGGCUGUGACAACUGGAGCAGCAACAACAACCGGAGGCGCAGCAAUGACCGCAGGUGCCACAACAACCGGAGGUGUGACAGCAACCGGAGUAGAGACAACAACUGGAGCAGCAACAACGACUGGCGACGCAACAAUGACAGGAAGUGUGACAACAACCGAAGUUGCAACUACAACCGGAGGCCCAACAACAAUCACGGGUGCUAUAACAACUGGAGCAGCAACAACAACCGGAGGCACAACAAUGACCGCAGGUGCCACAACAACCGGAGGUGUGACAGCAACCGGAGUAGAGACAACAACUGGAGCAGCAACAACGACCGGCGACGCAACAAUGACAGGAAGUGCGACAACAACUGAAGUUGCAACGACAACCGGAGGUGCAACAACAACCGUAGACGUAACGAUGACAGCAGGUUCCACAACAACCGGAGGUGUGUCAGGAACCACAAUAGAGACAACAACUGGAGCAGCAACAACAACCGUGGGCGCAACGAUGACAGCAGGUGCCACAACAACCGGAGGUGUGACAGCAACCGGAGGCGCAACAACAAUCACGGGUGCUAUAACAACUGGAGCAGCAACAACAACCGGAGGCACAACAAUGACCGCAGGUGCCACAACAACCAGAGGUGUGACAGAAACCGGAGUAGAGACAACAACUGGAGCAGCAACAACGACCGGCGACGCAACAAUGACAGGAAGUGCGACAACAACUGAAGUUGCAACUACAACCGGAGGUGCAACAACAACUAUAGGGGUAACGAUGACAGCAGGUUCCACAACAACCGGAGGUGUGACAGCAACCGGAGUAGAGACAACAACUGGAGCAGCAACAACAACCGGAGGUACAACAAUGACAGGAGGUGCGACAACAACCGAAGUUCCAACUACAACCGGAAGCGCAACAACAAACAUAGGUGCCACAGCAACCGGAGUAGAGACAACCACUGGAGCAGCAACAACGACCGGCGACGCAACAAUGACAGGAAGUGCGACAACAACUGAAGUUGCAACUACAACCGGAGGUGCAACAACAACCGUAGGCGUAACGAUGACAGCAGGCUCCACAACAACCGGAGGUGUGACAGCAACCGGAGUAGAGACAACAACUGGAGCAGCAACAACGACUGGCGACGCAACAAUGACAGGAAGUGUGACAACAACCGAAGUUGCAACUACAACCGGAGGCCCAACAACAAUCACGGGUGCUAUAACAACUGGAGCAGCAACAACAACCGGAGGCACAACAAUGACCGCAGGUGCCACAACAACCGGAGGUGUGACAGCAACCGGAGUAGAGACAACAACUGGAGCAGCAACAACGACCGGCGACGCAACAAUGACAGGAAGUGCGACAACAACUGAAGUUGCAACGACAACCGGAGGUGCAACAACAACCGUAGACGUAACGAUGACAGCAGGUUCCACAACAACCGGAGGUGUGUCAGGAACCACAAUAGAGACAACAACUGGAGCAGCAACAACAACCGUGGGCGCAACGAUGACAGCAGGUCCCACAACAACCGGAGGUGUGACAGCAACCGGAGGCGCAACAACAAUCACGGGUGCUAUAACAACUGGAGCAGCAACAACAACCGGAGGCACAACAAUGACCGCAGGUGCCACAACAACCAGAGGUGUGACAGAAACCGGAGUAGAGACAACAACUGGAGCAGCAACAACGACCGGCGACGCAACAAUGACAGGAAGUGCGACAACAACUGAAGUUGCAACUACAACCGGAGGUGCAACAACAACUAUAGGGGUAACGAUGACAGCAGGUUCCACAACAACCGGAGGUGUGACAGCAACCGGAGUAGAGACAACAACUGGAGCAGCAACAACAACCGGAGGUACAACAAUGACAGGAGGUGCGACAACAACCGAAGUUCCAACUACAACCGGAAGCGCAACAACAAACAUAGGUGCCACAGCAACCGGAGUAGAGACAACCACUGGAGCAGCAACAACGACCGGCGACGCAACAAUGACAGGAAUUGCGACAACAACUGAAGUUGCAACUACAACCGGAGGUGCAACAACAACCGUAGGCGUAACGAUGACAGCAGGCUCCACAACAACCGGAGGUGUGACAGCAACCGGAGUAGAGACAACAACUGGAGCAGCAACAACAACCGAAGUUCCAACUACAACCGGAGCUGCAACAACAACCAGAAGCGCAACAACAAACAUAGGUGCCACAGCAACCGGAGAUGUGACAGCAACCGGAGUAGAGACAACAACUGGAGCAGCAACAACGACCGGAGGCGCAACAAUGACAGGUGGUGCCACAACAAACGAAGUUACAACUACAACCGGAGCCGCAACAACAACCGGAGGCACAACAAUGACAGCAGGUGCCACAAUAACUGGAGGCGCAACAACAGCCAGAGAUUCAACAACAACCAGAGGCAUGACAACGACUGGAAUAGAUACAACAACAACAGGAGGAUUAACAACAACUGGAAUAGCAGCAACAACCAGAGGUGCAACAUCAACCGGAGUAGCAACAACAACUGCAGGUUCAAACACAACAGAAGGCUCAACGACAACCAUAGUAGCAACAACAACCAAAGGGGCAACAACAACAGGCGAAACAGUAGUAAACGUAACCACUCUAUCAACGACAUCCACAACUACAGCAACAACUACCACCACUACCUUUGCACCCCCACCGGUUGUUGUUGUUGUUGUUGUUGUUGUAGCAGUAUUGUUGGAACCAUACGAACCAGAACUGGCAAACCCCAGCAGUCCACAAUUCAUUGUUCUCGCUGAAAGAAUCUUCGUAGUGUACGACGCCAUAUACAGAAGGAGGUACAGAACCUACAGCCGCUGUAUCGUCAGAAGCUUCAGGCCUGCAGCAGUCCAGACGCGAAUGGACAACGUUGAGGCGGAAGUGGACAUUGAGUUCGACAACAACUCCACCACGACAGGAGAAACAAUUCCCAGUGCAGACGCCGUGGCCACUACGUUACAAGAGGAAGUGUCCAACCCCAACAGCACCUUCAACCUCACCAUUGACAAAGAUUCCAUAGAAGCCAAUGAGAAAAACACGACAACCGUCACACCGAUGACAAGCACUGCCACUGCCGAGGCACUCACAACAAUAACUCUAGAAGCAACAACAACUGGCGAAACAGUAGUAAACGUAACCACUCUAUCAACGACAUCCACAACUACAGCAACAACUACCACCACUACCUUUGCACCCCCACUGGUUGUUGUUGUUCUUGUAGCAGUAGUGUUGGAACCAUAUGUACAAGAACUGGCAAACCCCAGCAGUCCACAAUUCAUUGUUCUCGCUGAUAGAAUCUUCGUAGUGUACGACGCCAUAUACAGAAGGAGGUACAGAGCCUACAGCCGCUGUAUCCCCAGAGGCUUCAGGCCUGCAGCAGACCCGACGCGAAUGGAAAACAUUGAGGCUGAAGUGGACAUCGAGUUUGACAACACCACCACGCCAGGAGAAACAAUUCCCAGCGCAGAGGCCGUGGCCACUACGUUACAAGAGGAAGUGUCCAACCCCAACAACGCCUUCAACCUCCCCAUUGACCCACAGUCCAUAACAGCCUUUGUGAAAAACACGACAACCGUUGCACCGACCACCGCUGAGGCGCUUACAACGCGCCGGGUGACGUUCCGAUCGGCGGGAGAGGAGUUCACCACAGACUUGUUAAAUUCAUUUUCCGCAGCAUUUAUCAAUCGAGCCUCCACGAUCAAGACAACGCUUGAACCUUUCUACCAAAUCACAUUCACUUCAUUCCGCACCUUGACCGUGGUUUCGUUCAGUAAUGGCUCCAUCCUUAACAACAUGGACCUGACGUUCGUGUCCAGCACCGUUCCCAACAAUAGGGCCAUCGCGAGCGUUUUGGUGAACGUCGCGCCCAACAUCACGGCCUUCAACGUGGACAUCUCGUUCAUUUUUGUGGACGGCGCGCAAGUUUCAAGUGGAGCGAGCCACAAAACAAAACUCAUCAGCGCAUCCUGCCUGGUACUGUUGUCAUGGUUACUGGCAAACCAGCAAUAAUUCUGCUUUUUUCAUGUCUGCAUCUGAGGAUAAAUAAGCCAAUAUAUGACAUGUACUGUUUUUUUAAUAUCAUGACUAGCAGAAGCGCAUGUGGUAACAUUACGACUUUAAUUGUACAAAAUUACGACAUUAACCUUCUAAAAUGCCAACAUUAGCUUUGUAAAAUGAUAACAAUUCAUCUUGUAGUAUUUCACUUUUGUGGCAGAAACAAGACUGUGCAUAAUUUCGAUUUUCUUUUGUCAAAAAACAAUUAAAAAUUUAAAAACAUUUGUCUCGUAUUUCACCAGUCUGGUAGCUUUGCGACUUUUUAAAGUGGCAAAUUAUGAAAUUUUCUUGUAAAAUCCCAACAUUUGUCUCACAUUUCAACAGUCUGGUAGCAUUACGACUUUAAAUGUGAAAAUUAUGACAUUUUUCUCUUACAAUGACACCCCCCCCACACCCCCACUUGUUAAAUACCAACAUUUAACUUGUACUGUGCUAUAUUAUUAAAUUUUCCUUGUCAGCAGGCUGGUAGCAUUACAACAUGAAAUGCGCCAAAUUCAGGAUGUUUUCUUGUCAAAUAACAUUCUUUUCAUAGGCUACGGUGGAAUUGUGGUAACGUAACUAUUAAAAUAUGAUGACCGCACUGUCCUAAAAUGGGCAACAUUUUAUCCUAAAAUAGCAUCACAGUUCUUAUAAAAUGACAACAGUGUACAUAGAUGGCUAAAACCUCUUUGAUGCAUUAACACCUUUACAAACUGUUAAAUUAUUACAUUGUACUUGUAUUGUUUUGAUGACAAUAAAACAACAUUGCAUUCAA
Molecule: messenger RNA, 5132 nt
Organism: Phyllopteryx taeniolatus (common seadragon)
Lineage: Eukaryota; Metazoa; Chordata; Actinopteri; Syngnathiformes; Syngnathidae
Product: mucin-22-like
Exons: 14
Coding region: 215-4333 (1372 amino acids)
Source: RefSeq, a predicted model, not a curated record